Molecule: messenger RNA, 1939 nt
Organism: Protopterus annectens (West African lungfish)
Lineage: Eukaryota; Metazoa; Chordata; Ceratodontiformes; Protopteridae
Gene: SNX10
Product: sorting nexin 10
Exons: 9
Coding region: 321-968 (215 amino acids)
Biological process (GO): intracellular protein transport
Molecular function (GO): phosphatidylinositol binding
Source: RefSeq, a predicted model, not a curated record
UACUCCUCCUCCUCUUACACGCUUGAAACGCCUCGUGAAGAAAAGUAAUAUUACCAGAAGGUCCUACGAGAGGUUUAGUAGUCUCUUGCAUGUUAGGACGUCUGUAAGGUACCAAAGUGAUUGCCUGAAGAUAAGAAACCACUGCAGUGACUGCAGGAUAAAAAUACUCUUUUUGCCUCCCUUUGGAAGUCUGCGUCAUUCUGAUUCUGUUCCUCAUCCAAAAGUUGAAUCUGUAAACUGAAUUUGAUCAGUGUGAAUAGUGAGAGGAUCAGGGUGCAACGCGCACAACUAGGAAGGAACACACUUGAGUACAAGUCAGGAUGCUUCCUGAUCAGACAAAAAAGGAGUUUAUAAGUGUCUGGGUGCGUGACCCAAGAAUACAGAAAGAGGAUUUCUGGCAUUCGUAUCUGGAUUAUGAAAUCUGCAUUCAUACAAACAGCAUGUGCUUUACAUUGAAGACAUCCUGUGUUAGAAGGCGUUUUCGAGAAUUUGUGUGGUUGCGGCAAAGGCUUCAAAGUACUGAUGUAUUACUAACAGAAAUACCACAGCUUCCAUUUAAAAAUCCAUUCUUCAAUAUUCAUAAUCCCCAGCAUGUAGAGCAACGGCGGCAAGGUCUACAGGAAUUCCUUGAAAGUGUUCUACAGUCUGCUGUACUUUUGUCUGACAGUCAGCUGCAUCUGUUCCUACAAAGCCAGUUAAGUACAGAUGAAAUUGAGGCCUGCGUUUCUGGACAGACAGAGUUCUCCGUUAGUGAUGCAAUACAGCGCUUUGCUACUUCAAACAGACGGUUUCCAGAGGAAAAACAAGAAAGAAAUUAUUCAGAUUCCGACUCAGAAAGUUCAUCCUCAGGACUUGGGCACAGUAGUGAUGAUAAUGCUUCACAAGGCUGCAGAAGAAACACAAGCCAGGGGGAUGUCCUUGGCACGGUCUCCUCAUCGUCUUCCCAUGAACAUCUUGCCAUGCCAUGAAUGAACUUGACAGAAUGCUUUAAGAAUGAAUAUCAUUUGGGAAAUGUACUGUAUAUUCUGUCCAGAUGCUGCAUAUGGAAAUUGAGUGCACAUGGUUGCAUUGUUGUAGCGUAAUUAAUAUAGGCCGUUCACUUGUCAUUUGAUAUAUAAAGUGAUUUCUAGUUAAGGUACUGGUAUCUCGCACUCCACAACUGGAAAGGAGAUUUACUACUGUUGUAGUAUUUUUUUGUGCUAAUUUAUUAGCAAGGCAUUCUAGCUUUAUAAGGCUUUGAUUUUUUUUCUCUCUUAGUGAGAAUAGAAAAGUUUGCAUCUUUCACGGCGUGAAAGUGCUCAUUUCAGACCCUACCACUGUUUCUUUUUAUUUGAAAUCUUCAAGAGAUGAAACGCAUUCUUAUGCCUAUUUUUUGUUAUCUUGUAAGUUUUGAGUUUAGUAGUAAUGCUGAGUAAAUUGUUUCUAUCCCAAUUAUUUAUUUUACAUAAAUGACACGUGAAUGAUCCUUUUAAGAGCCAGAACAAAUCUUUUUAUGGUGCAUGUAGCUAUGUGUAUAUUUGUGUGUUUGCACAAUUAUACACAUGCUUUCUUGAGUGCUGCCAAAGCAUUUCAUCAGCACUUUAGUAACUUAUUUGUGAAAGAAAACUGUUAAUGUGAACAUGACACUAGUUGCUCAGAAAUGUCAAGUCAUGUAAUUAUGGCUUUGUUAAUGCUGUGUUACUGUUGAUCACAAAGUAAAGCAUACAUUUGUAAAUAUGGGUGCUUGACAUAACCCAGCUUUCACUGAUGCCUUUUUUUAAGGUUACUCUAAAGUUGAAUUAAAGCAUCACUUUUCUUUCUGAAAUGCAUUUAUUCCAUCAGCAUCAUGAAAUGUAGUUCAGAGGUUGUUACCUUUUAACUUUAUAGAUUUUGAUCAUGCCUAUUGAUUUGAGUACUGUUCUGAUGUUUUGUGUACCUAACCCCAUAGUUAUACUUUUAU